Messenger RNA from Aspergillus neoniger CBS 115656, 2358 nucleotides. It is a transcript of the gene clf1, whose product is annotated as putative cell cycle control protein (Cwf4). Gene Ontology annotation, molecular function: protein binding. Gene Ontology annotation, cellular component: post-mRNA release spliceosomal complex; U2-type catalytic step 2 spliceosome; Prp19 complex. The record is from RefSeq and is a predicted model, not a curated record. NCBI's taxonomy places the organism in Eukaryota, Fungi, Ascomycota, Eurotiomycetes, Eurotiales, Aspergillaceae. Gene Ontology annotation, biological process: mRNA splicing, via spliceosome; spliceosomal complex assembly. The transcript has 2 exons. Bases 188 to 2221 code for a protein of 677 amino acids.
AUCAGCAUCAACCUCGACUACCGCCCAGUCGCCAGAACAACGCCUUUGAUUUGGGAUUUCUGGACGUGUUAUCAGUUGAGCCGGCUUUAUUCUAGCCCUACGCGCACACCAGAACUCUCGGUGGCCUUGUCCGGCUCGAUCUAUACCUCAUUUACCGAUCGAUUAUCGUCGCAUAAACUAUACCACGAUGGAGUCGUCACGCGGCCCUCCCAGGGUCAAGAACAAGGCCGCGGCGCCCGUCCAGAUCUCAGCGGAGCAGCUGCUUCGCGAGGCCGUGGACCGGCAGGAGCCCGCAUUGCAGGCGCCGACGCAGCGCUUUGCCGACCUGGAAGAACUGCACGAAUAUCAGGGCCGCAAGCGAAAAGAAUUCGAAGACUAUGUGCGUCGGAACCGAAUUAACAUGAACAAUUGGAUGCGCUAUGCGGCAUGGGAGCUAGAGCAAAAAGAGUUCCGCCGGGCGCGCUCAAUCUUUGAACGGGCGCUGGACGUCAGCCCGACCUCGGUGGUUCUGUGGAUUCGGUACAUUGAGUCGGAGAUGCGGAAUCGCAACAUCAACCAUGCCAGGAACUUACUCGACCGUGCGGUGACGAUCUUGCCUCGGGUGGAUAAGCUGUGGUACAAGUAUGUCUACAUGGAGGAGACGCUGGGCAACAUUGCGGGCACACGGCAGGUCUUUGAGCGGUGGAUGUCUUGGGAGCCGGAAGAGGGAGCUUGGAGCGCCUAUAUCAAGCUGGAAAAGCGGUACAAUGAGUUCGAGAGGGCGCGCGCGAUCUUCCAGCGGUUCACGAUUGUUCACCCCGAACCACGCAAUUGGAUCAAGUGGGCUCGGUUUGAAGAGGAGUAUGGAACGAGCGAUCUCGUGCGGGAGGUGUAUGGAAUGGCGAUCGAGACGUUGGGAGAGGACUUUAUGGACGAGAAGCUGUUCAUCGGCUAUGCCAAGUUCGAGGCGAAGUUGAAGGAGUAUGAGCGUGCUAGGGCGAUUUACAAGUAUGCUUUAGAUCGACUUCCUCGCUCAAAGUCCAUGGCGCUUCACAAGUCCUAUACGACAUUUGAGAAACAGUAUGGUGACCGGGAAGGCGUUGAGGACGUGAUUCUUUCGAAACGCAGAGUCCAAUACGAGGAGCAACUGAAAGAAAACUCGCGGAACUACGACAUAUGGUUCGACUUUGCCCGGCUUGAGGAGACCUCGGGCGACCCCGACCGAGUACGCGACAUCUACGAACGCGCGAUCGCUCAAAUACCACCAUCGCAGGAGAAGCGGCACUGGAGACGGUAUAUCUACCUCUGGAUAUUCUACGCCAUCUGGGAGGAACUGGAAGCUAAGGACGCCGAGCGUGCGCGCCAAAUCUACAACGAGUGUCUCAAGUUGAUUCCCCACAAAAAGUUCACCUUUGCCAAGAUCUGGCUCAUGAAGGCGCAGUUUGAGAUCCGUCAGAUGAAUCUCCAAGCCGCUCGCAAGACGCUUGGCCAGGCCAUCGGCAUGUGCCCGAAGGAUAAACUCUUCCGGGGAUACAUUGAUCUAGAGCGCCAGCUGUUCGAGUUCGUGCGGUGCCGGACGCUGUUCGAAAAGCAGAUCGAGUGGAAUCCUUCCAACAGCCAGUCGUGGAUCAAGUAUGCCGAGUUGGAGCGCGGGCUGGACGACACCGACCGUGCACGAGCCAUUUACGAGCUUGGGAUUGACCAACCAACUCUCGAUAUGCCCGAGUUGGUGUGGAAGUCGUACAUCGACUUUGAGGAGUACGAGGGCGAAUACGACCGGGUCCGCCAGCUGUACGAGCGUCUGCUGGAGAAGACAGACCACGUCAAGGUGUGGAUCAACUACGCCCGCUUCGAGAUCAAUGUUCCCGACGAGGAGGAAGAGGAAGAGGAGGAGGAAGAGGAGCGGCCGAUCAGCGAGGAUGCCAAGCGUCGUGCUCGGGCCGUUUUCGAACGAGCCCACAAAGUGUUCAAGGAGAAGGAGCUCAAGGAAGAGCGCGUGGAACUGCUCAAUGCUUGGCGGUCGUUCGAGCACACGCACGGUUCACCAGAAGACAUCGACAAGAUCGAGAAGCAGAUGCCCCGGCGCGUCAAGAAGCGGCGCAAGUUGGACGACGACCGGUACGAGGAGUACAUGGACUACGUAUUCCCGGCGGACGACCAGUCAGCGGCAAAUCUGUCGAAGCUGCUGCAAAGAGCUCACCAAUGGAAGCAGCAACAGCAACAACAAGGGGAUGGAGCUUAGAUCGAUGUGCCAGGGUAGUUCUAUACAUAGCUGGAAGUUAAUAGCAUCACGGGAUGUAUCAUGUCAGUAGUGGUUACACGUGCGAUUACCAAUUUUGUGUAGCACCAAUUCAUCCUCUGGCACUCUGUGGAUUCCGU